ACCCCUCAGGUUAUGGACACGCUGCACCUGGCACUGACGCGGGCAAGGCCUUCUGCAUGUUCUACGCUGUGCUGGGCAUCCCCCUGACGCUGGUCAUGUUCCAAAGCCUGGGAGAGAGGAUGAACACCUUCGUGCGUUACCUGCUGAAGCGCAUCAAGAAGUGCUGUGGCAUGCGCAACACCGACGUGUCCAUGGAGAACAUGGUGACUGUGGGCUUCUUCUCCUGCAUGGGGACACUGUGCAUCGGGGCAGCCGCCUUCUCCCACUGCGAGGACUGGAGCUUCUUCCACGCUUAUUACUACUGCUUCAUCACGUUGACUACCAUUGGGUUCGGGGACUAUGUGGCGCUGCAGAGCAAGGGCGCCCUGCAGAAGAAGCCGUUGUACGUGGCCUUUAGCUUUAUGUACAUCCUGGUGGGGCUGACAGUCAUCGGGGCCUUCCUCAACCUGGUCGUGCUCAGGUUCCUGACCAUGAACAGUGAGGACGAGCGGCGGGAUGCUGAGGAGAGGGUGUCCCUGUCUGGAACCCGCAACAGCAUGGUCAUCCACAUCCCCGAGGAGGGGCGGCAGGACCAGCACAGGGGCAAGGGCGAAGCUGCCGACCUGCAGUCCGUGUGCUCCUGCACCUGCUACCGCUCGCAGGAUCGUGGUGGCCGCUCCGUGGUGGUGCAGCAGAACUCCAUCAGUGCCAAGCUCACCCCCCAGUAUUUCCCCUCCAUCUCUUACAGGAUCGAGGAGAUUUCACCAAGCACACUGAAAAACAGCCUCUUCCCGUCCCCUCUCAGCUCCAUUUCUCCCGGGUUACACAGCUUUACCGACCACCACCGGCUGAUGAGACGUCGGAAGUCCGUUUAGGGGAACUAACUGCAGAUUCAAGAGAGGCGUCCGUGGAUGCUGGGUCACUGCCAAAGCCGAGCAAGGCUGCGGGAUUUCUGACCUCUCACGUGGACCUCUCCUGUGCUGGGCGAGCGUCAGCCGGCUUUCCCCGACCCGUGGGGUUGGUUCAGCCACGCACAGAGAUGAGGCACAGAGGAAGUGCUUGCUGUGAGGCUCCUGCAGGCCAGUCGG
Galeopterus variegatus (Sunda flying lemur) is the source of this 1067-nucleotide messenger RNA. RefSeq names its product potassium channel, subfamily K, member 9 (gene KCNK9). Gene Ontology annotation, cellular component: membrane. Lineage: Eukaryota; Metazoa; Chordata; Mammalia; Dermoptera; Cynocephalidae. The coding region runs from base 57 to 854 and encodes 265 amino acids. Gene Ontology annotation, biological process: potassium ion transmembrane transport; stabilization of membrane potential. The record is from RefSeq and is a predicted model, not a curated record. The transcript has 2 exons. Gene Ontology annotation, molecular function: potassium ion leak channel activity.